AGUGUAGGUACUAUCUAAUCAACUAAUUGAAGUGCUUGAGAUCCAGUAUAAAAUCGAGAAGAUUCGGCGGAGUCCUCACUUUUUUGGGCAACAUGUUCAAGACUCUCUUGGUUGCAGCUCUCCUGGCUCUUGCCGUCGAAGCAAGACCGAAGUAUCGUGUUCCACGACUCGAUGGAAGAAUUGUAGGUGGUUACGACGUCAGGAUUGACGACCACCCGUACCAAAUUUCCCUACAAUAUCACGGAAGACAUAUCUGCGGAGGAUCGAUAAUCGCAGCCAACAAGAUUUUGACUGCCGCUCACUGCACGAUUCUAUACGAGGAAGCGGAUUUGAGCAUUCGUUACGGUUCGACCAUACAAGGGGAAGGUGGCUAUGUAGUGGCAGUUAAGGAGAUCAUGGAACAUGACGGAUACAAUUCCAACACGAUGGAUCUCGACUUUUCGCUGCUCACUCUCGUUUCCGAUAUCCAAAUGUACGAGAAGGCGCAAAUCGUCAAACUGGACGCUCGGGACGCCGUCGAAGGCGGUCGUACCGCUAUCGUAACGGGAUGGGGUGCCUUGUACUCGGGUGGGCCCGCUCCUACACAUUUGAAAGCUGUCGAGGUUCGCGAAGUGCGCAGAUCCGAAUGUAACAACGCUUACGGCGGAAAAAUCUCAAAGUGGAUGAUCUGCUUCAGUGCAACCAACAAGGACGCCUGUCAGGGAGACUCUGGCGGCCCCCUCGUUGCUGAUGAUGUACAAAUCGGUGUCGUGUCCUGGGGAUGGGGAUGCGCCGAUCCAAAAUAUCCAGGCGUCUAUUCCAACGUUCGGAAUGUCAGAGAUUUCAUCAACGUUUAAGUGAAGAAUUUUGUCACUUGACCCGGAUCUUUCCAAUUAUUUACUCAAUAAACGUAUAUUGGAAGGA
Molecule: messenger RNA, 903 nt
Organism: Photinus pyralis (common eastern firefly)
Lineage: Eukaryota; Metazoa; Arthropoda; Insecta; Coleoptera; Lampyridae
Product: trypsin epsilon-like
Exons: 3
Coding region: 93-836 (247 amino acids)
Biological process (GO): proteolysis
Molecular function (GO): serine-type endopeptidase activity
Source: RefSeq, a predicted model, not a curated record